Andrographis paniculata is the source of this 873-nucleotide messenger RNA. RefSeq lists its product as uncharacterized. Lineage: Eukaryota; Viridiplantae; Streptophyta; Magnoliopsida; Lamiales; Acanthaceae. The transcript has a single exon. The record is from RefSeq and is a predicted model, not a curated record. The coding region runs from base 1 to 873 and encodes 290 amino acids.
AUGCGAGCACAAAACGAUAAAUCAUUUGCAGCAUUUCUUGAGGAAGUAGGGAACAACUCUUGUGUAAAUAACAACAAAGGAGAGAUUCAGAUCCCAACAACUUCAUUGAUUACCUCUGAAAAUAAUGACUUGUUGCAACUAAUUGACAAGAUCUACCCACAUAAUUUACUCCAUCCAAGUUCCUCUGCUGCAUUAAUUGGUAGAUCUAUAUUGACACCAACCAACGAGACAGUUGGUACUAUUAACAAUCAAAUAAUUGAAAGCAUGUUUGGAGAACCAAUCGUACUAAUUGCAAGAGAUGUAACUAAAGAUCCAUCACAACAAGCACAUUAUGAAGAUUACCUAAAUACUUUGACACCUAAUGGUAUGCCACCUCAUAGAUUAGUUUUGAAGACAGGUGCACCAAUAAUGCUAUUGCGUAACUUAGACCCCACAAAUGGCCUUUCAAAUGGUACACGGCUUGUUUGCAAGCAAAUUACACGCAAUCUCUUACAAGCAGAGAUUGCAACUGGCCCGCAAAAAGGAACUUUAUGCUUCAUACCACGAAUACCUUUAAAGCCUAACAAUAUACAUGAAUGCUCUGUUGAGUUCAUACGUACUCAAUUUCCAGUGAAGUUGUGCUUCUCAAUGACCAUUAACAAAUCACAAGGGCAGACAUUAGACGUUGUUGGAGUGUACAUGAAACAACCGGUAUUUAUGCAUGGCCAACUAUAUGUUGCACUAUCACGAGCAAAAUCUUUUGACUCUUUGCAUGUCCUCAUUCCUUCAGACAUCAACACUGGAAUGCAUUGUUCUUGGACGAGAAACAUAGUUUACAAGAAGCUUUUACAAUUGGCUGGCAUUAAUAUACCUCCACUUCCAAAUCCCACAUAG